AUGGAGUUCAAGAACACUCAAGUUGAAGACUUUUGUGACGACUUCGGCAUCAAGCAUGAGUUUUCAUCAACUUACACUUCUCAACAAAAUGGAGUGGUGGAGAGGAAGAAUAAGACCUUGAUCACCCUUGCAAGAGCCAUGUUGGAUGACUAUGGCACAUCUCAAAGGUUUUGGGCGGAGGCCAUCAACACCGUAUGCCAUGCAUCCAACCCGGUGUAUCUCCACCACUUCUUGAAGAAGACACCCUAUGAGCUUCUCAUUGGGAGUAAGCCCAACAUCUCCUACUUCUGGGUCUUCAGUUGUGAUGAACCACUCCGUGAUGUAAUGAAGAAGAUGGCCAUUGGGCAGAUCAAGCCAAAGGAGGAGGACGAAGAGCUUCCCAUACCACCUAUUCAAGUUGAAGCCUCUUCCAAGGAUGACCCCAAGGUUGAAGAAACUACUCCAACACAUUCUCAUAUACACUAUGAGUCAUCCGAUGAAGAAGAUGGUGCUUCACAUCCUCCACAAGAUGCCCAACGUGAUCAAGAUGAAGAACAACUUCCAUUACAUGACACUCACAUCACAUUUCAACAAGCUCAAGCUCAAGCCGAAGAUGUUCAUCCACCGCAAGCUACGUCACCUCUACCACAAGAAAGGUUUGAAGACCCUAGAUAUCCUAAUCAUGUUUAUAGCUUGAACAAGACGCUCUACGGGCUCAAGCAAGCACCUCGGGAUUGGUAUGAACACCUUCGGGACUUCCUACUUGAGAAGGGCUUCAAGAUCGAGAGGGUGGAUACGACUCUUUUCACAAGAAUCAUCAACGAUGAGCUCUUCGUAUGUCAAAUCUAUGUUGAUGAUAUCAUAUUUGGUUCAACUAAACCCUCCUUGUGCAAGGAAUUUGGAGAUAUAAUGGCUAAGGAAUUCGAGAUGUCCAUGAUCGGUGAGCUCAACUUCUUCCUCAGCUUUCAAGUCAAGCAAUUGAAGGAAGGGACAUUCAUCCAUCAAGAGAAGUACACGAGGGACAUCCUCAAAAAUUCAAGAUGA
Panicum hallii is the source of this 1023-nucleotide messenger RNA. RefSeq lists its product as uncharacterized. The record is from RefSeq and is a predicted model, not a curated record. Gene Ontology annotation, molecular function: nucleic acid binding. The coding region runs from base 1 to 1023 and encodes 340 amino acids. The transcript has 3 exons. Lineage: Eukaryota; Viridiplantae; Streptophyta; Magnoliopsida; Poales; Poaceae. Gene Ontology annotation, biological process: DNA integration.